This is a messenger RNA of Parathielavia appendiculata, 944 nucleotides long. RefSeq lists its product as uncharacterized. The transcript has 2 exons. The coding region runs from base 293 to 883 and encodes 196 amino acids. The record is from RefSeq and is a predicted model, not a curated record. NCBI's taxonomy places the organism in Eukaryota, Fungi, Ascomycota, Sordariomycetes, Sordariales, Chaetomiaceae.
GGUUGGCAUAUCCCCACAAAAGUCGACAACAUGACGGGUAAGCAAAUGCUACGUCAACUAUGUGUCUGUUCAUAUAAAUACUAUAUCCGUGUUGCAGCUGCGCCAUUCUUCGAACCCCUUCAACGACGUGUGGUCUCAUGGAGGACCGGGGUUUAACCGGCCAAUUGCGCUGUGGGGGUAUGCCGGACCAUGGCCUUGCUCCCAGCCACUCGCCUUUGCUCACUCAUCAUAUCCGCCGUUAUUUCCUUGUGGGAGACCUGAUUUGUGGUCUUGUACGUACAUAGUAACUUUCAUGGUCAAAAACCAGCGGCCACGCCCGGAUCUGGGCCCAAGACAAAUUCUUGGCCUUCUUGGCAUCCGACGUCGUCCGCAUCCAUCACCGUCUCGGCCCUCCACCAUCGAUUUAGCUUUUUCAUUAUUCGCCUGUCUUGAAAGCUCUUGGCAAUGUCGGCUCAGGAAUAUUAUCAGCAAGGCCCGCCGCAAGGCUACAGCAAUCCAGGGCCCUACCCUCAGCAUCCUCAGCAGGCGUACGCUGGCCCGGCGCCGCAGCAGGGCUACUAUCCGCCCCAAGGCCAAAUGCAGUAUCAGCAGCAGCCGCCGCCUCAGAAGCAGAGCGGCGGCGGUGAUGGGUGUCUCAAAGGCUGUUUGGCGGCGCUGUGCUGUUGCUUUGUCUGUGAGGAGGGCUGCGAGUGCUGCGCGGAAUGCUGCGAAUGUUGCAUGGACUGCUAGACACACUCAAGAUUUCAUUGCUCUUAUGUACGGAAUCUCUGUCCCUUCCUCCAGCAAUAUCUUCCUUACUUUGAGGCUGGGUUGUGAGUUGGAUGUAUUGCACUCCGUACAUGUACGUAUCUGGGAUAUUCCAAGCGACCACCCGGGAAGGUAAACGUGCAAUAGCGAGGUGAUUGGAGAUACCAGUCGUUGAAAAUGUGCUGACACCUGCAGAU